Plasmodium gonderi is the source of this 843-nucleotide messenger RNA. RefSeq names its product variable surface protein. The transcript is spliced from 3 exons. The record is from RefSeq and is a predicted model, not a curated record. Lineage: Eukaryota; Apicomplexa; Aconoidasida; Haemosporida; Plasmodiidae. The coding region runs from base 1 to 843 and encodes 280 amino acids.
AUGGGGAAAUCUAUUUAUGAAAUUGUACAUCAUUUUCCAGAAUGUAGAACGAAGUUAGACGAAAGCCCGAAACAAAUUACUCCUUCUUCACAUCCAGGUAUCUGGGAAAUGUUAUGUAUUCUUAAUGCUAAUAACAGUAAAUUAAGUCAUUUAAAAGUUCAUGAACGCGAACCAAAAGAUAUAUGUAACCAAGUAAUGGAGUAUUUAGGUUCUGUAAAUUCGGCUAAGCCUACUGAUAUAGGUUUAAAAGAAUCCGGUUGUGAAUAUCUUUAUUAUUGGUUAUAUGAACUACUACAUCAUAAAUAUAACACAUUUUUAACUGUCCGUGUCGAUGAAGUUUAUAAUGAAUUACUUUCAUUAUUUACUAACCGUUUAAAAAUAAUUCAUGGUAGUCAGAUAAACAUAUACAAAUGUCUUGAGGAUCCGAUUAAAAAAAUUGAUUUUCCAAAAAUCAGAGAUAUAUAUGAUAUGUACAAUAAAAUAAUUAAACACUUAUCUAGUAAUGAUGAUAUUUUUAAAGAUGUGGUAGAUAUGAUGAAAAAACACAAUAAUCAAUUGGAAACUCUGUAUGAUAAAAUUAGUAAAACACCAACAUCAACCCCUUACCAAAGAAACAUUACAGCUCCUAUUAUGAUAACAAUUUUAGGAACACUAUUAAUAUGUAUUUUUAUAUUUGUUCUGCUUAAGUUCUCAGAAUGUGGUUUAUUGAUACGACGUGCUAUAGCAUGGAAAAGAAAACUUUGGGAUAACAUAGGUGAAGAAAGAAAUAUAUACCAAGAUCCUGAAAUAUCUAAUAGUUUGUUAAGAGAUAGUAGGUAUAAUAUAUCAUACAAUUAUCCAUAA